AUGAAAGACGAAGAUUUGGAAGCUCUACUUGCCAAAGAUGAAAGUCAAUCGUCUGUAGUACUGGCGAAAAAGCUUGCUGUAAAUCACACGACUGUACUUCGACGCCUGCAUGCAUUGGGAAAGAUACACAGGAAAGGGAAGUGGAUCUCACGUCCACGACGUGAACGUGCUAUUGACAAACAGCGAAAUAACCAGCCAGACAACCAGUCAGACAAUCAGCCAGACAACCAGUCAGACAAUCAGCCAAACAACCAGUCAGACAAUCAGCCAAACAAUCAGCCAGACAACCAACCAAACAAUCAGCCAGACAACCAACCAAACAAUCAGCCAGACAACCAACCAAACAAUCAGCCAGACAACCAACCAAACAAUCAGCCAGACAACCAGCCAAACAAUCAGCCAGACAACCAACCAAACAAUCAGCCAGACAACCAACCAAACAAUCAGCCAGACAACCAACCAAACAAUCAGCCAGACAACCAACCAAACAAUCAGCCAGACAACCAACCAAACAAUCAGCCAGACAACCAACCAAACAAUCAGCCAGACAACCAACCAAACAAUCAGCCAGACAACCAACCAAACAAUCAGCCAGACAACCAACCAAACAAUCAGCCAGACAACCAACCAAACAAUCAGCCAGACAACCAACCAAACAAUCAGCCAGACAACCAACCAAACAAUCAGCCAGACAACCAACCAAACAAUCAGCCAGACAACCAACCAAACAAUCAGCCAGACAACCAACCAAACAAUCAGCCAGACAACCAACCAAACAAUCAGCCAGACAACCAACCAAACAAUCAGCCAGACAACCAACCAAACAAUCAGCCAGACAACCAACCAAACAAUCAGCCAGACAACCAACCAAACAAUCAGCCAGACAACCAACCAAACAAUCAGCCAGACAACCAACCAAACAAUCAGCCAGACAACCAACCAAACAAUCAGCCAGACAACCAACCAAACAAUCAGCCAGACAACCAACCAAACAAUCAGCCAGACAGCCAGCCAAACAAUCAGUCAGACAACCAGCUAAACAAUCAGCUAAACAACCAGCUAAACCAGCCAGACAAUCACUCAGAGAACCACAUAUACAUUAAAGAAGAAUUUUCUAUGGAAGAUAGUGAUUAA
This is a messenger RNA of Odontomachus brunneus, 1134 nucleotides long. Its product is annotated as circumsporozoite protein-like. The transcript has a single exon. The record is from RefSeq and is a predicted model, not a curated record. NCBI's taxonomy places the organism in Eukaryota, Metazoa, Arthropoda, Insecta, Hymenoptera, Formicidae. Bases 1 to 1134 code for a protein of 377 amino acids.